This is a messenger RNA of Alnus glutinosa, 1553 nucleotides long. Its product is annotated as dnaJ protein homolog 1. Gene Ontology annotation, cellular component: cytosol. The transcript is spliced from 3 exons. Gene Ontology annotation, molecular function: protein-folding chaperone binding. NCBI's taxonomy places the organism in Eukaryota, Viridiplantae, Streptophyta, Magnoliopsida, Fagales, Betulaceae. The coding region runs from base 170 to 1249 and encodes 359 amino acids. The record is from RefSeq and is a predicted model, not a curated record.
UAAUUGGCACAUAAAAUAGAAGAGAACCUUUUCAUCUCCUUUUAACAGAUUGUGCUAAAAAAAGGCCUUAUAAAUCGCUUCAAGUUUGGUUUACCAUGCAUUCUUGUGUGGAUAGAGUCAAAACUAUUCUCUCUCUCUCUCUCUCUCUCUCUCUCUCUCUCUCUCUCUCAUGGUGGACCUUCAUCGCCUUAAUGGCAUACCCUCCUCCGUUCGAAACCUCUGGAAAGCUUACAAAUCUAUCCUCAGAAAAUUUUAUCAGAAUAAGAAAUACGAAGCCAAAGUCGAAGCGGAAGCUAACUCUGCAGCCAACGUCAAAGCUCACGAGGACCCUGGUGAUGAUAGACUAGAGGAUAAAAGUAUGAAUGGAGUUGACAGCUUUAGAUAUAAUGGCGAUGGUAUAGGGGGAAAUGAUCCUACAAGUCCUAGACGUUUGUUCAGGCAUCAAAGCGUUGACAAUUGCUUUCCUUCCAUAACUUCUCCUCUCUCAAGAUGUGGAGCUAAGAGAAGUAAAACCCCGACACGAUCUUCUGUCUAUAGAAGCGUGAGCAGAGAAGGCAGUACCGAUGCAAUGCCCUCCCCUGGAAGCAUGAGACAGCAAAGCACGAAUUCAAAUCCCUCUCCUCCUUCCCUCUCCAAAGGCAGGAGUGGGAGGAGCUCCAUUUCCGCCCCCAUCAUGUUUUCCAACUCCUCUGGGAUGUUGAAACCCGCACCAAUCGAGAAGAAGCUCGACUGCACGCUUGAGGAGUUGUGCUACGGGUGCAAGAGGAAGAUCAAGAUCACAAGAGACGUGGUUACAAACACCGGGGAAGUAACUCAAGAGGAGGAGUUGUUGACGAUAAAAGUGAAGCCAGGAUGGAAGAAGGGAACAAAGAUCACAUUCGAAGGGAUGGGAAACAAGAGGCCAGGGUCAUCUCCGGCCGACAUAACUUUUGUGAUUACAGAGAAACGACACCCCUUGUUCAGAAGAGAAGGCGAUGAUUUGGAGUUGGCAGUAGAGAUCCCUUUAGUGAAGGCACUCACUGGCUGCACACUCUCAAUCCCUUUGUUGGGAGGUGAGCAGAUGAGCUUGACAAUUGACGAUAUCAUAUACCCUGGAUAUGAAAAGAUCAUUGCUGCCAAGGGCAUGCCAAACUCCAAAGAGCAAGGAAAGAGAGGAAGUUUGAAAAUCGAAUUCCUAGUUCAAUUUCCAACAGAACUCACAGAUGAACAACGAUCUGAUAUUCUUGGUAUUCUAGAGAAUUCUUGCUGAUCAAUUACUCAAGCUUUUUUGAAUUCUUACAGAAAAUCAACGAUUGUGUUUGCCAUCGUGUGUUUUGUUUGAACAGUAAUUUUCAUGGGUUUUAGAAUUCAGUCAUCCAACACACUAUAUGUUCAUUUUUGCAUUUUGAUUUGAACUGAAUUAGAAUCCUGUUUACAGAGUAUCAGAACAACAUGAAAUUCUAGUUAACCAGGUCAAUGAAGUUCUGGGAAACGUUUUCGGAAGAAGAAAUAAAUAAUGUAUGGUGUAUAGCACAACACUUCAAGAAAAAACCCGACAUUUCUAGCAUACUUAC